Molecule: messenger RNA, 5089 nt
Organism: Candoia aspera
Lineage: Eukaryota; Metazoa; Chordata; Lepidosauria; Squamata; Candoiidae
Gene: NEK9
Product: NIMA related kinase 9
Exons: 22
Coding region: 236-3130 (964 amino acids)
Biological process (GO): protein phosphorylation
Cellular component (GO): centrosome
Molecular function (GO): protein kinase activity; protein kinase binding; ATP binding
Source: RefSeq, a predicted model, not a curated record
GGGAAGCCGGCGAAAGAGGCAGUCCGGCGUACGGGUGUCUCUCCCAGAUUGAGGCCGAGAGGGGGGUGCGCGCCUGCGCACAGCCGGAGCGCCGCUGAAUUGGCGGCGGCAGCGGCGGCGGCAAUAAUAGCAGGAAGCCGCUCACCAUCAUCGUUUGGGGGGCCGCAAGCCUUGGUCGUAGACGAGCCGCCUCUGCUCCCUUCUUAGAUCCCGGGGAAGCGGUAGCGGGGCAGCCAUGUCUUUGAACCAGUACGAGAGACAUUACGACUCCAUCAACUCCGACUUCGGGAGCGACUCGUCCAGCAGGAACAGUCCCCGUCCUGGCCCGGGCUUGGGGGGCGAGCAGGAGGAAUUGCAUUAUGCUCCUAUACGGGUUCUGGGUCGGGGAGCCUUCGGCGAGGCCACCCUGUAUCGCCGGACUGAGGACGAUUCACUUGUAGUGUGGAAGGAAGUGGAUCUUACCAGACUGUCAGAAAAAGAGCGUCGUGAUGCUUUGAAUGAGAUCGUUAUUCUUGCUCUGUUGCAGCAUGAUAAUAUCAUUGCUUAUUACAAUCAUUUCAUGGAUAACACCACUUUGCUGAUUGAGCUGGAGUACUGUAAUGGGGGAAACCUUUAUGAUAAGAUCCUGCGACAAAAAGACACAUUGUUUGAAGAAGAGAUGGUGGUGUGGUACCUAUUUCAGAUUGCAUCAGCAGUGAGCUGUAUCCACAGAGAAGGAAUCCUUCACAGAGAUAUAAAGACCUUGAAUAUCUUCCUCACCAAAGCAAACCUCAUAAAACUGGGAGAUUAUGGUCUAGCAAAAAAAUUGAACUCUGAGUAUUCCAUGGCUGAAACUUUGGUAGGAACUCCGUACUACAUGUCUCCAGAGCUCUGCCAGGGAGUAAAAUAUAACUUCAAGUCUGACAUCUGGGCAGUUGGCUGUGUUGCUUUUGAGCUCCUUACACUGAAGAGAACUUUUGAUGCAACGAAUCCCUUGAACCUCUGUGUGAAGAUUGUGCAAGGAAACAGGGCAAUGGAGGUUGAUUCCAGCAUGUACUCUGUGGAUCUCAUCCAAAUGGUGCACUCCUGCCUUCAUCAGGAUCCUGAGAAGAGGCCUACUGCUGAUGAGAUACUUGAGAGUCCAUUUAUCAAGAAGCGCAGGAGGGACAUGGAGGAAAAGGUUGUGCUGCUUAAUGGCCCAAACAAACGACCAAGAACAAGUACCAUGAAUGAAGCACCGAUUGCAGUGGUGACUUCACGCACUAGUGAAGUAUAUGUAUGGGGGGGUGGAAAGUCCACUCCUCAGAAGCUGGAUGUUAUUAAAAAUGGCUGCAGUGCACGACAGGUCUGUGCAGGAAACACCCACUUUGCAGUGGUAACAGUGGAGAAAGAGCUCUAUACUUGGGUGAACAUGCAGGGAGGCACUAAACUGCAUGGCCAACUGGGGCAUGGAGACAAAGCUUCCUAUCGGCAGCCUAAGCACGUGGAAAAAUUGCAGGGCAAAGCUAUCCGUCAAGUAUCUUGUGGUGAUGACUUUACAGUCUGCAUUACAGAUGAAGGUCAAGCCUUUGCCUUUGGCUCAGAUUACUAUGGCUGCAUUGGUGUUGACAAGGCUUUUGGCUCUGAGGUGCUAGAGCCCCAGCAGCUCAACUUUUUCCUCAGCAAUCCAGUGGAACAGGUUUCCUGUGGAGAUAAUCAUGUGGCAGUGCUGACACGAAAUCAUGAGGUCUACACAUGGGGCUGUGGAGAAUAUGGCCGCUUGGGUUUGGAUUCAGAAGAGGAUCACUCCAUCCCACAAAAGGUAGAAAUUCAAAAGACUUCCAAUAUUGUCUCAGUCCAGUGUGGCAGCGAUGGAACCUUUCUGCUCACACAGACUGGCAAGGUGUUGGCCUGUGGUCUGAAUGAAUUCAACAAGCUAGGCCUGAACCAGUGCACUUCAGGGAUCAUUAAUCAUGAUGCUUACCAAGAAAUCCCAUAUACUGCUACUUUCACUUUGGCCAAGAAACUCUCCUUCUACAAGAUUCGCACUAUUGCCCCAGGAAAGACACACACUGCUGCCAUUGACGAGCGAGGUCGUCUGCUUACCUUUGGCUCCAAUAAGUGUGGACAGUUGGGUGUUGGGGACUAUAAGAAGCACCUGGGCAUUAAUCUGCUAGGAGGGCCUCUUGGGGGAAAACAGGUCAUCAGAGUUUCCUGCGGUGAUGAGUUCACCAUAGCUGCUACUGAUGAUAACCAUAUAUUUGCAUGGGGUAAUGGAGGGAAUGGCCGUUUAGCAAUGACACCAACAGAGAGAGCUCACAGUUCUGAUAUUUGUACAUCAUGGCCUCGCCCCAUUUUUGGCUCCCUGCAUUAUGUCCCAGACUUAUCUUGCCGUGGAUGGCAUACUAUAAUAAUUGUUGAAAAAGUUAUAAAUUCUAAAACCAUCCUUCGCUCCAGUAGCAGUGGCCUGUCCAUUGGGGCUGUGGCCCAGGGCUCUACAGCUGAACCAAGUGAGGAAGAAGAAACUGAGCAGGAUUCUGAGAGCCCUGAUAACAGCAGAGGCUUCCGGAGAACCAUGGAAGCAGAUUGUAGAAUGGGGGAUCAGAUCAGCACAACAGAAGUAGCUGCAGAUAGCAGUGCCGCUAGCAGCUCCUGUCCUAGUUGGCUGCGCAAGGAGCUGGAGAAUGCAGAGUUCAUCCCAAUGCCCAAAACCCCUUCUCUUGGAAGCUUAGCCUCUUCUGGAUCUGACAAAGAAACUUUUCCCUACAAUGAACUGAAAGGACUCCAUAUGCCUUCGCCCACACCAGUUGACGUUAACGAAUCCAAGUCAGGGUCUUGGCAGCUAGUCUUGGAUUCAGUAGAAUCCUGUAAUAGAGAGAAAUUGCCUGUGGAACCAUCUGCAUGUAAAUGCAGUUUCCUGCAGGCUGAAGUGGAGCGUCUGAGUAGUUUAAUAUCAAAGUGCUUGGCAGAUCAGGAAAAAUUACAGCAAGAAACUACCCGUCUUAAUGCCCAGUUGCAAGUUCUCUCUAAGAGAGAAGGAACACACCAGCUGGAAUCUCAUUCCAAAGCUACACAAACAUCCAAAGAAGAGAUGGAACCAGAUCCAAAGCCUGACUUGGAUUCUGACUCCUGGUGUCUCCUUGGAACUGACUCAUGCCGCUUUAGCCUGUAGUCUUUCAUAUCUGCUGGAGCCUAUCCAAUUUCACACAGCAUUAACCAAAUGCAGAGAACAGCUUUCCUAGAUUCAGGUCCUUUGUGAACAAGGAAGUCAGAAUCUCCAUAGCCUCCAUGUAUGCAAGUAUUCCUGUACUGCCUUAAGCUAUGAAACUAAGAGGGAAUUUAGAGAGAGACAGAGCCCUAAAUUCAAACCAGUGUCUGUGCAGAUACAACAGUGGUGAGUUCUCUCAGUGUACUGUUGAGUCAGGUAACACCACCAUAGGAAUGUUUCCAGCAGCAGCACUUCCUUCAUUUAUUUUCCAACUUUCAAAGAACAGCAUUGCAUCUGCAACAGUGUUCAUGUCAUCUUCAGGCAAUUCAAAGACAAAAAAUUAUUGAAAGAAAACAAGCAAACACCAACAUUGACAGUCAAAUUGAAAUGCUCUGAGUUACUUUUAGCUUAUAAAGUUAAAGGAGAAGCAUCUCAGCUUCUAAGAAAGAAGUUUGAAGAAGGGGAAAUGCAGAAAACAAAGUUUCUGAAAGUGGAUGAAAGGAUCCCAAACAGGAAAAAAAAGUUUCUAUUUAGAUUCAUUUCUAGUCAUAUAUUCUUCAGCCUGCAGAUAACUUAUUUAUAAUUUUAGGGAUGUUGGGGAAGGACAUCAAGCACCCUUUUCUUUUCAUUCCCACCAGGCACUGUUCAAAUGCAAAAGAACUGGCUGAACUCUUUCAGCUACUCCAAAUCUCUAGCUGUAGAAUUCAGUUACUGCUUUUGAAGUCAUACAAGUAGUGAUUGGAAUUUGAAAUCAGAAACGCAUUUAUGACUUGACUCCUCUUACUCAGUUAUUGGCCCAAAUUCCAAUAAGAGCUGUGGAAAACCUCUUUCUUUAUCCCCUAAAUCAAUGUUUUUGCUUUCUUUCAAUACUUCAUGAAACUGGACUUAAUAUUGGUUUUAACGAAGUACGUGCAUCAAAUAUAAUUGCUGCAAUCAAUUACCAUACAUCACUUCAGAACUUCUACUGUAGUAUUAAUCCUAAACUGUGUAUGAAAGAAUUUUGGAGGUAUGAUGCUCUAUUUUUCACAUUUAAAAAUGAAAUUGAUAGUUUUGCUAAUUGGAUUACCUCACUAUCCUACACCUUUGGCAUAGAUAAAAUUUCUUAAGAAUUAUUUCUGCAUUUCUCUUUAUAGUAGAUUGGAAUUUUAUUACAGCUUAACCCUAACUUUUAGAAAAAUUGCUCUGUAUGCUUGUGUCUAUUAUUUUAUUUGGUAGACCUUGAUUUUAAUUUCAACCUCUCAUAUAUCUAUCUCUGACAUCCCUUAUGCAUUCUACAAUUUUAUCAGGCUGAGAAAAGAAGAAGGGGGAGAAUGUUAAACCAAAUAUUUGGUCUGUUAAAAUGUUUAAUAGAUCAUUGUGCCAUUUGGUUGAUUUCCUGCCCUCCAAAAAUUACUGAAGUUUGCUUUCCCCCAUACAAAAAUACUGUUUCAUCAACAGAGGUGGUCUUGUUAUAAAGAACCACUAUGAUGGGGCCACAUCCAGUAAGAAAUCAUGGAGCCGAUAAGAAUUGCUAUUUUGCAGCGCACUGUUUUUAUUCCUCCGUGCUCUACAGUUGAAUGAAGUACUGAUCACUAUACUGAGUGGUGAUCACUCAGCAAUACAUGUGCCUUUAAAGAUAACACUGUCCAAGCUGUGCCUGUUACAGACCUUGAUAUAUGCCCCAGCCCUGCUAUGCAACCAAAGCACAGAUUUUGUCCCACCUAAAGAAUGAAGGGAAAAGGCCGGAGUGCCUUUGAGAAGUCCAUUUCCCUUCUCCCUUUUUCAGCAGUGCUAGCGCUGUAGAUGACAGUCACAUGCUAGCAUUGCUGUUGAUCUAUUAUCGUGAGAUACAACAUAUGAAAACUAGUUUGUCAUUAUCUAUCUUUCUAAGAUUCAGUAGUGGAAUGGUUUGAUGUUUUCUGUUUAAAUAAACUUUGACACUCA